Melitaea cinxia (Glanville fritillary) is the source of this 441-nucleotide messenger RNA. RefSeq lists its product as uncharacterized. The record is from RefSeq and is a predicted model, not a curated record. NCBI's taxonomy places the organism in Eukaryota, Metazoa, Arthropoda, Insecta, Lepidoptera, Nymphalidae. The coding region runs from base 1 to 441 and encodes 146 amino acids. The transcript has 4 exons.
AUGGGUCCUCAACCCGGGGAAAGACCUAACAUUGAACAGGACUUGGACAAUGUUUACACCAAGAUGUACCGCCAGCGUCAAUUUGACGACCUAUUAAGGAACUACGACGAUGACAUCAUGAGGUUCGGGAAUGAAAAGAGGUCUGCAGUGGCUACGGCGCUGAACGCCGGUCGCCGGAGACGGCAGCCGACGCCCGCCCUCGGUAAGGCAGUCACGCCGUAUGUCGGCGUCGGAGUCCUUAACGACGUGGGUUCCUUCUUCGAUACUCUGAAAGACAACAUUGAGACCCUCGCCUCUCUGUCCCCGCAGCAGAGGUCUAGCCUAUUUCAAGAACCGCCGACUGUGGUGCACGCUAGUAAUUCUGGCGGUGGUAGCGUCGGUGGCGGAAUAAGAAAGCUGUACGCUCUUCGCCCACUCAGACCGUCAGGAAACAUCAGGUGA